This is a messenger RNA of Penicillium cataractarum, 1080 nucleotides long. RefSeq lists its product as uncharacterized. The transcript is spliced from 3 exons. Bases 1 to 1080 code for a protein of 359 amino acids. The record is from RefSeq and is a predicted model, not a curated record. Gene Ontology annotation, cellular component: membrane. Gene Ontology annotation, biological process: arachidonate metabolic process. Lineage: Eukaryota; Fungi; Ascomycota; Eurotiomycetes; Eurotiales; Aspergillaceae.
AUGCCUGGAAUUGACAGCAACCCCUCGUCUCUUGACAAAGACGGACUGUGUUUGCUUUCACUAGAUGGCGGCGGUGUCCGAGGUUUAUCCACUCUAUACGUCCUCCAGGCUAUGAUGAAGCACAUUAACGUUGAAAGGAACGAAGGUGGCUUGCAUGCUGUAAAGCCAUGCGAGAUUUUCGACCUAAUCGGAGGCACAAGCACUGGUGGACUAAUUGCAAUCAUGCUUGGUCGGCUUGAGAUGGACGUGAGUGAAUGUAUCAAGGCUUACAUAACCCUCUCAAAGGAGAUCUUUGAGAAGAGCGCCUGGUUUCCGCUUAAAAGGAAUUUGGAUGUUAAUGAUCGAUUUGACUCUGCUGCUCUUGAGAGAUGUAUCAGGGAUAUCGUUAAAAAGAACAUUGGAGAAGGCAAAAAUCCUGACGUGGAGUUGCUUAACGAUGGAAGCAAACGAAACUGCAAAGUAUUUGUUACUGCAACGAGGAAGGAGAUUGCUACCAGCACCGUUCGCUUUCGAUCCUUUGAUUCCAAACGGCAGGCAAUUCCUGAUUCGGCCACCAUUUGUCAGGCCGCGCGCGCAACAUCGGCGGCGACAACUUUCUUCGAACCAGCGACGGUUGGUGACUCGCAGCAAAAGUAUGCAGAUGGUGGCUUGGGAGCGAAUAAUCCGAUCUUUGAAGUUUGGGAGGAAGCCAAGGAUAUCUGGUCGCCAAAUAGUGACAAUCUCUCCAAGUUGGUGAAAUGCAGUGUAUCCAUCGGAACCGGACACGAAAAAACAACACCGAUCUUUGAUGGACCAUAUAAGUUUAUGACCAAAACGCUCGCUGCCAUUGCAACUCAAACCGAGAAGACCGCAGAACAGUUUCACAGACAACAGUCAGAGAUGUUCAAGGCCAAUCGUUGCUUUCGUUUCAACGUCGAUCACGGUUUGCAGGAGGUUGGUUUGGAAGAAUAUAAGAAAUUCGCCACGAUCAUGUCAGCUACCAGCGUGUACCUCGAAUCCGAGGCAGUUCAUACAAAGUUGAUACAGUGUGCUGUGAACCUGAUGCAAAAAGAAUGUGUGUGUAUCGAGGACUUUAGCUGA